CCUCUCUUCAGCUCGGAAAUCUUAACAUGUCUAUGUCUUGCAAGCAUUUGCUUCCGAUCGCUCAACUGAUUGUUUUCUGAGUGUCAUCCUCAUGGAUCUGGGCUAUUCGGUCUACCUCGAUAUCUAGCGCAAAGCUACAUGAAUCCGCGCACUGAUUCCGCAUUCCAAAGAAGCAACAACAUAGGGAAUUAAAGUCCGUUGGUAACUUGCAUAUUUUUUGGAGGCCUCGUGAUAGGCUCGAAGACCGCGCAACAUGAACCUACAAGACUUUCUAGCAAUGGAAGAAAGCCGCGACCGCGACGAGCUAAUCGACCUCCGCGGCCUUGAUCUCGUCUCCGAGUACGACUCGCACCUUAUGUGCCCGAUCUGCCACUGUCCCUUUGUUGAACCCGUUCGUCUACAAUGCGACCAUGUCUUCUGCGGGAGUUGCCUCAGUUCGGCAAUCACCACCUUCCGCUCGGCCGACUCGGAUGAGUUCCCGUGUCCCUCUUGCCGAAAUCCCACCCAGAAGGUGUCGGCUAGCGUGCCCCGCCUGCUGAUCAACAUGUGCGACGAGAUCCGAGUGCGAUGUCCGUUGAUAACGGAGGGCUGUCAAGAGAUCAUACCCCGAGGCCAUGUCCACUCGCAUGUCGAGAAGUACUGUGGAUAUCGGUUAUUGCCGUGUCCAGAUAAUUCAUGCGAUCAGAUGACACGAAGCAAGGACGUCGGGAUGGAUCAGAAGUGUAUUCAUAGAGUGCGACGGUGCUCUCAUUGCGAAGAAGAUGUUCUAGAGCAUGAAUACGAGGAGCAUGAGAAAGAGCUUUGUCCAGUUCUGGAGGUCACAUGUGUCGACUGUGAAACAGUUGUCACUAGAGGGGCACUGCGAGAGCACAUUGAAUCAUGCCCGGAGGUUGCGAUUCCCUGCACGGCAUCCAAAUACACAUGUCCAGUUAAGAUCCGACGGGCAGACAUUGCAGCACAUGAGCAAAGCUGCCCCAUAGUCGCAAUGGGCCCAUACUUUGAGACGCAGAAUACCCGGCUCAAGUCCCUUGAGUCAAGUAUGCGACAUCUGCAGCAGCGGAAUGAGAUAUUCGAGGAUGGGCUCGCAAACAUUCGGUCCACUCUUGUCGAAUCCACACGCUUAGGUGCGAACAGCCAGAGCGGUGGACAAUCUACCCAGUCUAGCCGAGAACAGCAAUCCUCCGCUCGCGUCGACGUCCACACAGAUGAUCCUGCAGACAUUGCUGCGAGUGUGUUUUCAUCCAAUGCCACGACCUAUCUACUUUCGUUGCACGAAUCUCUCCGAGAGGAGGUCAGCCAACUCUCGCAUGCUAUCACAGACCUAGAUGCUCGCGCCAGCAUGGUUAUCAUGAAUGAAUGCAUGCGCAUCAAGGAAGACAUCGCCCACACGAAUGCGGCAGUCAACAGUGUCCGCAUGCAGGUCCAAUGGCUCAUGAACCCUCGCCUUCACCAGGGGACGCGGGGAGGAGCGGUUCGCACCAACUCUGCAGAAAACGAAGGAACGCGGACACAGAUGGCAUCGUCAGCGGCUGGGCCGAGCCAUGCCGCUGGUCAGUCCCUAGGGACUCUUCGGCCUAGGCGUCCCAGUGACAGUGGACGGGAAGGAACGAAGCUGUGAGGGUGUGUUUGGGUGUAAUCCGGGACGCUGCAUUUCCCCGUCUGCUGCGACGGGGUUCCAGGCUUUCGUGUGUAUCUUGUAACUUAUGAUAUGACUGAUGAUUGGUUUGUCUUGGUUUUGGGCCGUAUUGUACAUAGUUGACAUGGGUGGACGGCUCUUGUUGCAUCAAUAAAC
Molecule: messenger RNA, 1792 nt
Organism: Penicillium samsonianum
Lineage: Eukaryota; Fungi; Ascomycota; Eurotiomycetes; Eurotiales; Aspergillaceae
Exons: 2
Coding region: 254-1618 (454 amino acids)
Molecular function (GO): zinc ion binding
Source: RefSeq, a predicted model, not a curated record